Molecule: messenger RNA, 1116 nt
Organism: Rangifer tarandus platyrhynchus (Svalbard reindeer)
Lineage: Eukaryota; Metazoa; Chordata; Mammalia; Artiodactyla; Cervidae
Source: the annotation of a GenBank genome assembly
AUGGAAGGAGAGUGCUUUAGCCUUAUCAUCCUGGUUGAAAGAUAUGGCCAAACCGGCACUGGAAAAACCUUUACAACGGAAGAUGAAAGGUCCCCUAAUGAAGAGUAUACUUGGGAGGAGGAUCCUUUGGCUGGUAACAUUCCACAUACUCUUCAUCAGAUUUUUGAGAAACUUACUGAUAAUGGUACUGAAUUUUCAGUGAAAGUGUCACUAUUGGAAAUCUAUAAUGAAGAGCUCUUUGAUCUCCUUAAUCCGUUUUCUGAUGUUUCUGAGAGACUGAAAAUGUUUGAUGAUCCCCGUAACAAGAGGGGAGUGAUAAUCAAAGGUUUAGAAGAAAUUACAGUAUACAACAAGAAUGAAGUCUAUCAAAUUUUGGAGAAGGGGACAGCGAAAAGGACAACUGCAGCAACUUUGAUGAACGCCUACUCUAGAGCUAUGAGUGGAAAACUAACUGUUCAAGAGGAAGAAAUUGUAGAAUUGGUUGAAAAAAUUGCUGCUGUUGAGGAAGAGCUAAAUAGGCCAGCCGCAGCUCUCCACCGGGCGUGCUCUGCACUUGAGCCGCACUACCCGCGACCGGACUUCAGCCUGCCAGGACCGGCAGCCCGGUGGCCGGCUGACGCCACCCCGCCCCCACACACCACCACUCCCGGCCAGCACCCACCUGGCCUGGCGGGCUUCCAGGACCGGAGCGCCCCGGCCCCACAGGAGGCUCCGAGGGCCGAAGCCACACACCUCCAGAGCCACGUGACCCUGAGCAGCGAAUGGGAUGGGGGGGGUGCGGCGCGCCGCGAAGUGGGGGCGGGCCUGAAGAGGCCCAGGGAGGGAGGGCACCGAGAGGUCCACGCCUCUCAACCCCCCCCACCCCCCGCCAGCUCCCGCAGGCACGGCAGGCCGCUUGGGGUGCCGGAAGCCCUCCGGGCCCCGGGCCAGGCCAGGCGGGUGCUGGCCGGGGGUGGCGGUGUGCGGGGCUGGGGCGGCGUCGGCUGGCCUCCGAGCUGCAGGCCCUGGCCGGCUGGAGUCCAGUCGCGGGUCGUGCGGCUCAAGUGCAGCACACGCCCCGUGGAGAACUGCGGCCGGCAGGUCGGAGGAAAAGGAGGCGCAGCGCAGGGCUCUUAG